Molecule: messenger RNA, 1144 nt
Organism: Hydractinia symbiolongicarpus
Lineage: Eukaryota; Metazoa; Cnidaria; Hydrozoa; Anthoathecata; Hydractiniidae
Product: pyroglutamyl-peptidase 1-like
Exons: 6
Coding region: 91-684 (197 amino acids)
Biological process (GO): proteolysis
Cellular component (GO): cytosol
Molecular function (GO): pyroglutamyl-peptidase activity
Source: RefSeq, a predicted model, not a curated record
ACAUUUUUUGCUACGGAGGAGAGUUUUUAUAGGAUAUAUCGGAAAACCACUUUCGAUUAAACUAUCAAUUUCCCCGACGAGACCAUAAGAAUGACCCACAAAGGACAAGGAAAAACAGUAAUUGUCACAGGUUUUGGAUCUUUUGGAGAGCAUUCUGUUAAUCCAAGUUGGCUGGCUGUAAAGGCCCUAUCAAAUAUUUGGGAUGGACCUUCACAGCUAAUCACAAAAGAAAUCCCAGUUGCAUACAAAUAUGUUAAGGAACAAAUUCCCAUCAUGUUGGAUAAAUUUCAACCACGACUUGUCAUUCAUGUCGGUGUGUCAUCUCUAGUCCCUGGUCAGAUUCAGUUAGAGACGUGUGCGCACUCCAAUGGUUACAUAAGACCUGAUGUAAACGGAUGUUGUGGUCCAUUAGCUACGUCAGAUACACAAUGUCUAGUAACCUCUCUUGAUGUCAACACAAUUGUUAAAGAAUGUGCUUGUGUCACUAUGCCAUGUAUAGUCAAAUCCGUUGACGCUGGAAGAUAUCUUUGUGAAUACAUAUUCUAUACUUCUCUACAAACGAAUUCGGCUCCAGUUCUUUUUGUUCACGUGCCGGUACUCGAAGAAAACACGGUCACUGUGGAAACACUAGCCGCUGCCCUCAAAACAAUAAUUCAAAGCUGUUUACGUCAAAUAAAUUCUUAAAAACCUUAAAUCUUAUUUAUAACAAUGGUUUGUGAUUUUGAAGUGCUGAAAAUUAAUGGCGGCGUACAUGUAGAGUUGUAAAAUGGUGGACGAAGCUUGCGUGGAGAUUGACGUGUGUUUAUUUUUCUUGAUAGACGAUGGGAAACUUUCAAGUUUUGUUUUUCUGUACUGUAGCCAGCCGCUAUUAAAAGUUAACUCAAGUUUGCUAGUUUUUGUUAUACUAACUCCUUCGCGCACAUUGAUAAAAUUUUCAGUUGUUCAGAGAUAUAGAUUUUUUUAGUUUUUAUUAUGGUCACGCCAGGUUUUUUAUCGUGUACAUUUGGAAGUAUUAUCAUUAGCCAUGUUACUGGCUUACAAUGCUAUGUAUGCUGAAUGUGGUUAAUGUGUUUAUAUAUUACAAAAACUUAGAAUCCCGUCUUGCUGUUGGUAGAAGUAGCUAAAAAUGUCUAAUUUAGAUUAA